AUGUCUCACCAAACUCUCGGCAACGAACAUGGAAGACAUCCUCAAGUGGAACUGGGAGAGUCUGGCUUUCUCACCCCCCCUCACCGACGCGACUCUGAGCCGAUUCCAAUGCGACAGUUUGAUUACGGCCGGACCUCCUAUGACAGUGCCGCAUUUAACGAGGAUAGACCGACACUCAAGGAUCGCCCCCGCGACACCCGCUCAAAACUUUCGGCAUCCAUGAUCUGGCGGAUGUGGUGGUUGGAGAUUCUCUGCAUAAUCUUCUGCGCCGCCAUUAUUUUUGGCAUCGUCGUCCUGCUACAAAAUUUCAAGGGCAAGCCUGUGUCGAGCUGGCCUCUGCCUGUCUCUAUCAACACCGCUCUUGCUAUCAUUUCAGCCGUUUUCAAAGCGUCUCUCUUACCCCCUUUGACUGAAGGUUUAAGCCAAUUAAAAUGGAUCUGGUUUAUGCGAAAAGAUACGGUUCUCUCGAAUUUCGAAGCAUUUGAUCAAGCGAGCAGGGACAUGACCGGCUGCUUACUGUUUCUGAAGAGGUGGCCUUUCUUCAAGGAGAAAUUUACGAUGAAGUUUCUUGCUCUGAUAGGGGCUGUAACCAUCCUUGCUAGCGUCGCGACUGAGGUCUUUACCCAGUCGACAGUUCAGUACGAGAGCUGCCAAUGGUUUAUAGUAGACGCACCCGCGUCGAUCCCCAAAGCCCACACUUUUGAUCCGGUCAUUGAUACUUUGAGGUCGGGGACUAAGACAACCGACAUGGACACCAAGCUUGCGAUAUAUAAAGGGUUGAUCAAUCCGCCACAAAAUAGCUCUGCGAGCAUGGCUGGCCAUAUUAAUUGCCUCACGGGGAACUGUACCUUUGUACAGGACAACGAUCGCGGUAGUUUUGCCACUCUGGGGAUAUGCCACUCCUGCCGGGACAUCACCGAUCAAUGCAAGAUGGACGUGGAACCCGGAAAAACCGGGACACUGUUUUAUUCCCUGGAGAGCGGGGCUGUCACCAAGGUGUUUCAGUCCGCGAGGAGUAUGGUCCAGCUGCUUCACAUGGUGGCUGUCGACACACCUUUGCCGACAUAUAUCGACGAUUACCCUAUGUUCACAGUCGAGACGAUCGUCAUAAACCCGAGGAACUGUACUGAAGCUGAGAAAAGCAGUCCGCGUUGCCAGGUUGGUCGAGGAACGUUGUGGGAACCAGCGGCAUCCUCAUGCUCGCUUUAUCCCUGUGUGAAGAACUACAACGCUAAUGUGGUCAACGGAACCUAUACGGAGAGGCAAGUCUUGGCACGAAACCUGAAGAAUACCUUAGCUCCAGCCAACAGUUCUGUCCCAAACUACUGGAUAACCACAGAUGAGGCUUUCCGCAAUGGUGCCUGGACAGCCUGCGGUGAAACCAGCGAGAGAACCGACGUCAACACGCAGGAGGUUUUCGCAUCAAACAAAACUAGUUGCCUGAUGAGUGAUUACGGCAGCUGCCAGGACGCCGAAACGCUUUGGUAUCCCCCCGAUUGUGUAUGGACGUUUCCCAGGUGGCAAAUUGCGCCCGCUGUCGCGGAUAACCUCAAGGAGAAAAUUGGGAAUCACACGCUGCUAGACUAUAAACGAAAUGUGGCUUACGAAGGGGAGCCCUAUAUGCAAAGACUGUAUCGCAGCGGCGGUACUCAUAUGGAGAACGUGAUGGAGUUCAUGGGGGGUAUCUCCGACUCCUUGACAGAGCGCAUCAGGACAAAAGGCCCAGAUUCUCCAGAGCUGCAGACUGUUCCAGGGAAAACAUUCCGAACGGAUACUUGCAUCAGUGUGCGCUUCGAGUGGCUGGCCUACUUGGGAGGUCUACUUUUCCUUGAAAUCGUCUUCCUCGUGUUUGUGAUUUACGUUGGGAAGCGUGAAGGAUUCUCAAUGGAUUGGAAAUCGUCAUCUUUAGCUGCUUUUUUUUACCCGAUUGACAGAGACAGUCCAGAGGAGGAAUUAUUGCGAAAGGAGAGUCUGGAAAAGACGGCGAAGGAGAUCAGUGUCUGUCUCUCGGAGAGGGAUGGCGCCUGGAAGUUCCACAAGAUGGAGUAG
Scedosporium apiospermum is the source of this 2049-nucleotide messenger RNA. RefSeq lists its product as uncharacterized. The coding region runs from base 1 to 2049 and encodes 682 amino acids. The record is from RefSeq and is a predicted model, not a curated record. NCBI's taxonomy places the organism in Eukaryota, Fungi, Ascomycota, Sordariomycetes, Microascales, Microascaceae. The transcript is spliced from 2 exons.